Molecule: messenger RNA, 2160 nt
Organism: Klebsormidium nitens
Lineage: Eukaryota; Viridiplantae; Streptophyta; Klebsormidiophyceae; Klebsormidiales; Klebsormidiaceae
Source: the annotation of a GenBank genome assembly
GAAACAUGAUGCCCUCAGAGUCAAAGCUGCCACUGCAGCCUGCAGGUCGGUGAAAACAGGACGUGAGAGACGAUAGAUAUCGUGCGAAGUUCAUGAGCAGAAGAAAGUGGUGGAGCGUGUUGUGUGCAGGACCGUUUUGCGGUAGUCUCAGGGGCACUUCGAAGUUGAAAGCCUACUCCUGACGAAAAGUAUCUGAUUGUCAAGGUAGAUUGAGGGUCGAAGACAAGCUCUUGCCUGAUCCGGCUGGACGAACUGUCUUCUUCCUGACGGCGGCGCGCAUGAUUGUUGUGGUCAUGUUGGGGUGAAAAGAGUACUUAUACCUAUUUAUCACCAAGCAAGUGCGAUCGAUUGGACGGAUCUCAGGCUGCCAAAACAAGCAUUAGGGUUCAGGCAAUUAAAGCAUCAAUGGUCGCAGAUCCGGUCAACUCUGUGGGUCUACAGUCCAUAGGCUGCUGACCUAACGCAGGGGCCAGGAAAGCUGUGUUUCAGUGAAGGUGAUUGGGUUGUUGCAGCCAUCCAUUUUAGCUUUCGCAUUUGACAAAGAAAAACAGCGGAGCGAAUCAUGGCUUUGGUGCAGCUGCCGGCAUUGAAACUUGGCCAAGCGUGCCUUCUCGCAGACAGCGGGGCAAGAAACUGCGCCCAAAAUGUCUCCUCCUGGGGCUUCUUGGGUCCUCGAUGCACGGUGGAGAGAGCGACUACAUGUCAGCAGCAAGCUUGCGUUGCAGAGUUGGACUGUCUUCCCACAUUCAGUGGCAGGGUUCGCUCUACUGUGGCCUCCAGUCUAGAAAGAUCUAGACGUUGGGUCAAGUCGGGAGUGUAUGGAAGGGGCAGCAAAGCCAGCGUUGCGGGCCGGGGCAGCACUUUGGAUUUCAGGAUACGCGCCGAAGAAAGCACGUUUGAGGCGGUGACGGACUGGGAGCCAAUCGCUACGGCGGCAGCAGCAAGCAUGGCCGCCCAGCUGCUCACUUCAGAGGACGAGCACGCGACGACUCCCGAAAGCUCCCAUGCAGACCAAGAGAAGACUGAUGAAGCUUUGGGGCACCGGACGUCUGGGGCUGUGAAAGCGCAGGUCCGGGCAACUAAUCGAGCAGGCAACCGGGCGCAGACGAACGGGGCGGCAGCUAGGGAGCAUCUGGUUCAGGACCUGAUCAACGGCCAUGAUCAUGCAAUCCCGCUGGGGCGGAGUGCAAGCAGAGGCGGCCCGCUGAAAGUUGCUGUUGACGUGGAUGAAGUCUUGUGCAGUUUCCUGGCCACUCUGAACAUCUACUGCGCAGAGGCAUACGCGAUGCACUACGAUGUAUCUCAGUACCACGUGUAUGAUUUUAGAAAGAUAUGGAACUGCUCCCAGGAAGAAGCGAAUCAAAAGGUGCACGACUUCUUCCAGUCGCGCCACUUCACCAGCGGCAUCCCCCCCAUUCCGGGCGCAUAUGAAGCGCUCCAACGACUGUCCAUAUUCUGCUCCCUUGUAGUUGUUACGUCGAGACAGCACUGCAUACAGGAGCCCUCUAGAAGGUGGAUAGAUGCCCACUACCCAGAGUUGUUUGAGGAGAUUCAUUUCGGGAACCACUUCGCGCUUGAGGGGGUCGCUCGGGCCAAGUCCGAAAUCUGCAAAUCGAUUGGAGCGAGGGUGCUCAUCGACGACAACCCGCGGUAUGCGGUCGAGUGCGCCGAGGCCGGCAUCCACGUGCUGCUCUUUGAUUGGAAUUACGCGUACCCCUGGAGCAAGACCAGCGACGGACCGGUACACCCUCUCAUUCAAAGGGUGAGAGACUGGACGGAGGUAGAGGCUGCCCUGCAGAAGCUAGCGUUGCAUGCCGUAGAAAGUGAUGAGGGCAGGGAAUUCAAUGCUCAGCCAUCCUGAAAACGAUUCUUUGGGGGCCUGCGAGGAGGCUUCCCAAUUGUUAACAUAACCAUUUUGGAUGCUCAGAAAGGAAGGCUGGAAGAAACUGCAAGUAAGGUCACUACAGUGAAGUCACCUAGCUAUCCUGCAACCAUGCGGUCAUCUGUAUCUUUAUCAUCAGUAACAACGUCCUGAACUGAAUGUGACGCGCCUGUAUGUUGGUUGCAACCUGACCAAGCCAUGUGCAACACGGAUACGAAUGGUCACUUGCACGGCCCAAUAAAUUCAUAGCAAGAAUCAGGGAGGAUGUGUUGACAUAG